Molecule: messenger RNA, 970 nt
Organism: Drosophila subobscura
Lineage: Eukaryota; Metazoa; Arthropoda; Insecta; Diptera; Drosophilidae
Exons: 1
Coding region: 124-852 (242 amino acids)
Source: RefSeq, a predicted model, not a curated record
GAAGGCGCUGGCAGUCACAAUUCAAACAAAAAAUUUAUAUAUCGAAUAUAUAAACAUUCCGGCCGACCGGAGCGGCAACCCAAAGGACAGCGUACAGAGCACAGAGAUUACCUGCCAGCCUAGAUGUCCAAGCAGGCAGAAAAGUUGGCUAUGGCCGCCGCGACGGCAACGCAUAUAAAUAUAGGACAGACGAAGGACUCGAGCCACAACAUGGACUCCUCGGAUUCGGUAAAUACACACAUGUGCGACAUCGAUCAGCAGCAUAACAGCUCCUUUCGCCUGCAGUGCUCGCUGUCGUCCGUGGACAGCGAGAGCGAUCUGUCUAUGGCCUUCGAGCGAGAUCUGGGAGUUGAGGAGCCGAGCAAUUGCGACGAAUUGCCGGCCUUUGAGAUACGCGCCUUUUCGCCCCAUGGACGCACGCCAUCGCCCAUCGAUGAUCUGAACAUCUCGGACAUAGAGACUCCGAAGCAGCAUCAGCCGGAGGAGCCACCCUGCCAAAACCAUCCCGACUUUGUGGCCCUGCAUGAAAUCAACGCGCAAAUCAGUCCCCCCAGCGACGCCGACGACUCCAUCACGGCGCUAAGUCGCAACAACAGCCUGGAGACCAUCUUCGAGGGCGUCUUUCUGAACACACCGCCACGGGAAAAACCAAACAACAGCCCCGGCUCCAACCUCUGCAGCUCUCGCUUCACUCCCAAACGCGUGCGGGUCAAUCUCAUGGAGCUGGUGGCCAUCGGCAAUCGCAUACACACCACCGGCAAGGAGAACCAGUCACCGGGAGCCGCAGUCACUGCCAAGCUGCCAUCGCCAGCGACGUCUCCGCGCAAAGCGGCGUCACCUAGCCACCGCUAGACCCAACCAAAGCCCUAGGAGCACUCCGUAGACUAAGUAACGAUCGAAUACGAUGCCCAGGCAUCCUUCGCUUUGUGUACACACUGCAUGUGUAUCUGAAUAUAAUGAACUGAAUUUA